Arachis duranensis is the source of this 1651-nucleotide messenger RNA. Its product is annotated as auxin-responsive protein IAA9. Gene Ontology annotation, biological process: regulation of DNA-templated transcription. The transcript is spliced from 8 exons. Bases 277 to 1368 code for a protein of 363 amino acids. Lineage: Eukaryota; Viridiplantae; Streptophyta; Magnoliopsida; Fabales; Fabaceae. The record is from RefSeq and is a predicted model, not a curated record. Gene Ontology annotation, molecular function: protein binding. Gene Ontology annotation, cellular component: nucleus.
UCUUCAUUGACAUGAGACACCAAAAAUAAGCUCUUGUAACUUUAUUCCCCAAUGGAGGGUCCUUAGUUCUCUCUUCUUCCACUCUCUCUUUCAAUAUUACCCUAACACCCUUCUUCUUCUUCUUCUUCUUCACUCUUUCUGAUCUUCUCAUUAUUCUUCAACACGUGAAUUUGUACUUGGCUAUUGUUGUUCAUUUGGAGCUUCUUUGGAUCAAAGCAAAGAAAAUUUGAGCAAAGGGAAAACACAAAAUUUGGGAACUUCUUGGUUUGAAUUUUGAUGUCACUGCCAGUAUUUAGCAUAGUGGGGGAGGAGGAGGGCAAAAGCAAUGUCACUUUGUUGGUUUCGUCGACUGCCAUGGAAUGUGCUCGCAUCGAGAGCUCCGAGUUGAAAGUGCGAAACUACAUGGAAUUGUCUGGUUGUUCUUCUGCUGACAGCUCGGUUUCGCCCUUACCGGACGAGCAUAAAAGUAAUCUGAAUCUGAAAGCUACUGAACUCAGGCUUGGUCUCCCGGGAUCUCAGUCUCCUGAGAGAGAUUCUGAUCAUUGCUUAAGAAGCUCAACUCAGUUUGAUGAGAAACCACUUUUCCCCCUGUGCCCCUCGACCGAUGAUCAUCAUCAUUCCCCUGCAAAGGCUGCUGUUUUGGGUAACAAAAGAGGAUUCUUAGAUGUAAUGAAUGGGUUCCAGAAGGGGAAUUUUUUAUCUAAUUCAGAAGUGAAUACAAUUCUGUCGCCGAGGCCUUCUUCUAACUUAGGAUUAAAACCUGGUUCUCUGCUUCAGAGUCUUGGGGUUCAACAAGCCAAAAUGAAAGAAGUAUCGACUACAAAGGUUGGGGUCGAGAAGCCUCAUGCUUUCAAUGAGACCAGACCCAGUCUUAAUGGUUCUGCGAAUAAUAAUAGCAGUGCACCAGCUACCAAGGCUCAGGUCGUGGGGUGGCCUCCCCUAAGGUCAUUUAGGAAGAAUUCACUGGCAACUAAUUCGAAAAACACAGAAGAAGUAGAUGGACAACCGGGGUCCGGUCCACUGUUUGUCAAGGUCAGCUUGGAGGGUGCUCCCUAUUUAAGGAAAGUAGACUUGAAGAAUUACUCUACAUACCCGGAACUAUGUUCUGCUCUAGAGAAGAUGUUCCGCGGUUUUACUAUAAGUCAAUGCGGAUCUUAUGGGACUCUGGGAAAGGAGUUGCUGAAUGAAACCAAGCUGAAGGAUCUUCUUCAUGGGUCGGAAUAUGUUCUUACCUAUGAAGACAAAGAUAAUGAUUGGAUGCUUGUGGGUGAUGUUCCAUGGGAGAUGUUUAUCGAAACAUGCCGAAGGCUGAGGAUCAUGAAGAGUUCAGAAGCAAUUGGCCUUGCUUGCAGCUCCAAGGGAUGUUGAAAGAAGCAAGAGCAGGAACUAGACAUGGCAACAACAACAGAAUCCAUCAUAACUAAAGACAUUUUGGCCAGGGAGAGAUUAUAAUACUAAGCUAUCUUAAUAUUUGUGUUGAUGUUCAUUAUGUGUGUGUUUGAUGUGUUCUUCACGGCAUUUUAUAUAUUAACUAAGCCGUUUUUUAUCAUAUGAUUUUCAACUCUUAUAACCCCUUAAGACUUGACUAUUUGUGAGUUAAUUAAUGAUGUGGUUGAAGGAGGAUAUGAUAUGUAGUGUGUAAAUUUUGAUU